GCGACGGUGAACUCCUCACAUUGCACCGACACAUUAGACUUGUAACUCAAGAUGUCGUCCCGUCAGCAGCGAGUGAUGGUUCAGCCCAUCAAUGUUAUCUUCAAAAAUCUCCAGCAGAAAACCAAAGUUGUCAUCUGGCUGUAUGACAACAUCGAAAUGCGUUUGGAAGGCCGCAUAAUCGGCUUUGAUGAGUUCAUGAACCUCGUUAUCGACGACGCUGCAGAGGUCUACGUCAAAGAUGCUAAGCCAAGACGGGAGCUUGGCCGAAUCCUUCUCAAGGGCGACAAUAUUACUCUCAUUCAGCAAGCACAGUGAUCACAACGCUUCACGACCUUUCACCGUUAUCCGUCCUAAUUUGUAAAGCAGCAGCUUCGAAAGAGACAGAGCUUGGCGGCAAAGGGGACAUUCGGGCUACACAAGGGAUUAAUGUCGCUCAGGCCUGCACUUGGGAAUUUAACUGACCUUUUCCCGUCCCCAACCUACAAUACAGUUCCAGCAAAACAAAUGUCCGCAUUCGGUGAGAGAACUGUUGGUUCUCUCUUCGAGACAUAGAGUACAACUCCUGGACUGUCUCGUCUGUGACGGAAUUGCUGCAAUAUCAAGUACAGUCCCCUCGU
Coprinopsis cinerea okayama7#130 is the source of this 617-nucleotide messenger RNA. RefSeq lists its product as hypothetical. The record is from RefSeq and is a predicted model, not a curated record. Gene Ontology annotation, molecular function: RNA binding. Gene Ontology annotation, biological process: mRNA splicing, via spliceosome; spliceosomal snRNP assembly. The coding region runs from base 52 to 315 and encodes 87 amino acids. Gene Ontology annotation, cellular component: U1 snRNP; U4 snRNP; precatalytic spliceosome. The transcript has 6 exons. Lineage: Eukaryota; Fungi; Basidiomycota; Agaricomycetes; Agaricales; Psathyrellaceae.